AUGAAGUGUGCAUCAACUAGUGGCACUAGUGGCUUGAAAGCACAUAAUCAAAGAUGUGUUGCAUUUAAGAAUCAUAUUGAUAGUGCAACUCAAAAAAAUAUAACUGUGGUUGAAAGUGCAAGUGUUGUUAAAAGUGGUAGUAGUAAUCUUGUGGCAGUGGGGUUUAAUCAAUAUGCUUGUAGAAGGGAAACUGUUAAGAUGAUUAUUUUGGAUGAAUUGCCUUUUUGUUUUGUGGAUGGAGCAGGUACUACUACUGUCAGUUAUAUGGUUAUCACUGCUCAUUAUAUUGAUGUGAACUGGAAGAUGCAUAGAAAAAUUAUUAAUUUUAAACCUAUUUCUGAUCAUAAAGGUGAGACAAUUGCAAAAGAACUUGAGAAUUGUUUGAUUGAUUGGGGUAUCAAAAAGGUUUUUACUAUCACAGUUGACAAUGCAUCUGUCAAUGAUGCAAUUAGAAUCUUGAAAAAUAAGUUGAAGUGUUGGAGAGAAGAUCCAUUGAUAUUGGGUGGAGAGUUUAUACAUGUGCGUUGUUGUGCACAUAUUUUGAAUUUGAUUGUGAAGGAUGGUUUGGCAACGGUGGGUAAUAGUGUGGUUAGUGUUCGUAAUGCAGUGAAGUAUGUAAGAUCAUCCAAUUCCAGAUUUCAAGCAUUUCGUAUAUGUUCAGAGCAAGAUAAACUAACCAGAGAGAAGGAUGAAAAUGGAAAGAGAAGGGUUGGGCCGCCAUUAUCAGAUGAUUGGGAGAAUGUUCGUCGGGUUGGGCCGCCAUUAUCAGAUGAUUGGGAGAAUGUUCGUCGAUUGGUACAGUUCUUGAAAAUCUUUUAUGAUGCAACUUUGGCUUUUUCUUCAUACAAAAAUGUGUUUUAUGAUGCAACUUUGGCUUUUUCUUCAUACAAAAAUGUGACAUCUAAUGCAACUUUGGCUUUUUCUUCAUACAAAAAUGUGACAUCUAGUCAUUGUUUCAAUGAUAUAUGCACAAUUGAAGCAAAUUUGAAUGUUUUCACUAGUAGUAGAGAUGCAAUUGAAGCAAAUUUGAAUGUUUUCACUAGUAGUAGAGAUGUCAACAUGAGUAACAUGGCUUUUGAAAUGAAGAAAAAGUUUGAUAAGUAUUGGGAAGGGCUUGAGAUAAAUAAAUUGUUGAUUAUUAGUAGUGUGUUUGAUCCAAGGAGGAAGAUGGGUUUUGUGACAAUUUGUUUUGAAAAAUUGUAUGGUAAAGAUACACCAAAAUUUAUUGAAAUGAAAGAAGCAGUAAUGGAGGUGUUGCAUAAGUUGUAUGAGGUAUACAAUGCAUUGUAUGCUAAACCAAGCGCAACUACAAAUCAAAGUGGGGUUGGACGUGGAAGUGAAAGUGGAAGUGGGAGUGGAAGUGGAAGUCAAUCUUGUGAAACUAGUGAAAUGGAAUUGUUAGAUGUUGGUGUUAAUAUCGGUUCAAACCACCGAUAG
This is a messenger RNA of Ipomoea triloba (trilobed morning glory), 1437 nucleotides long. RefSeq names its product zinc finger BED domain-containing protein RICESLEEPER 2-like. The coding region runs from base 1 to 1437 and encodes 478 amino acids. Gene Ontology annotation, molecular function: DNA binding. The record is from RefSeq and is a predicted model, not a curated record. Lineage: Eukaryota; Viridiplantae; Streptophyta; Magnoliopsida; Solanales; Convolvulaceae. The transcript has 4 exons.